AUUUUUGCAUUGUUUUGACAAAACUUUAUUUAUUUGUAGCUAUCCAUUUAAAAGAAUUAUAUUGCGUGGAACUAUGGAACGACAAUCUAACUCCGGAAAGAAACCAGUUGCUGGAAAACACGAAACUUUGUCGUCCUCCUCAAAAGACGAUUCCUCGGUUCCCUUUCUAGUCAAGUUAUUUCGACUUUGUUGCUCUUCAACUUCUAGUGAGAAUGAUUCCGGUGUAAAGCUUCAGGAAGAGGUUGCAAAGGAUGGCCAUUCUAACUUUCGUCUCAAAGCAGGUGAGCCUAGAAGAGUUCACGUUAUUGAAUAUUAUGAAGAUGAAGGCAAGGCCAAAAGGGAUAAGCAGAAAGACAGUCUCCAGCUUCGGAUAGACUCAAAAGAAUGUAGUAAGGCUGAUGAAGAACUGCAAGAUGGUGAUUCCACUAGAGAAGACACUAUUCCAACCCCCCAUCCAGUUGGUCACAGCACAAGUAUUUAUAUUACCGCUAUGCCGAGCGAGUGGCAGGACGAAACAAAAUAUGCUACUGAUAAACACAUUUGGGUAUCGUCUCCUACUCAUCCUCACUACAGGAAGCGAGUUCGAAACUUUGAACUUAAUCCAGUCACUGAGGAGGUUGCUUCAGAGAAGAGAAAGUCCACCCACUUGUUGCCUCCACAAACUGAGGAAAUGAAAGAGAAGAAAACCUUGGUAUUAGACUUGGACGAAACCUUGGUUCAUAGUGGCUUUGAAGGUUCUAGAGAAACCAGUGACUUUGUUCUCAGUAUGCAAGUAGAAAAUACAAACCUUCAAUUAUUUGUCAAAAUGAGACCUUAUCUGAAGGAAUUUUUGCAAGAGGUCACCAAACAUUUUGAGAUAGUGAUAUUCACGGCAUCUAUGGUAACUUAUGCAGAUCCCGUUAUUGAUCUUAUGUUCGAUGCCACAGGCGUUGCACAUAUACCGGAGACCCACCGAUUGUUUCGUGAAAGUUGUGAGUAUGAUCCUGAGACUUGUUCUUUUCACAAAGACCUGAUGGCCUUGGGGAGGGAUAUCAAAAAAGUCAUCAUAGUGGACAAUUCUCCUACGGCAUAUACAAAGAAUCCCUAUAAUGCAAUACCUAUUCCUACUUGGAUGAAUGAUGAGAAUGACCAUUCCCUGUUGGAUGUUUUAUCUAUUUUGAAAACCCUGAUUCCAGUGCAAGACGUUCGAACAGUAUUGAAACAACUAAAGGAACAAAAUGAAGAAUUGGAUAAACAAGACCGUCAGAAAAAUAAUCAUUCUUCAUAAAACAUGGAUAAUUAUUUUGCGAUUUUCUAGUCCCUUUUGGCAAUAUCUUUUUCAGCCUGUAUACCAUCAUACAAGGAUUGCAGAUGUUCAUUAUCGUGAAUUCGUUGAAUAAACUCCACAACUUGAGG
Messenger RNA from Galdieria sulphuraria, 1395 nucleotides. RefSeq names its product putative CTD small phosphatase. The coding region runs from base 74 to 1267 and encodes 397 amino acids. Gene Ontology annotation, molecular function: phosphoprotein phosphatase activity. NCBI's taxonomy places the organism in Eukaryota, Rhodophyta, Bangiophyceae, Galdieriales, Galdieriaceae. The record is from RefSeq and is a predicted model, not a curated record. The transcript is spliced from 2 exons.